UUGUUUAUUAAAAAAUCAAAAACCCCCAUGAACAGAGUUUCCUGGUUGUUUCAGUAAAAGAAGAACUAUCUCUUUCUCAUAGAAACCCGAAACCCGAUUUCUGAAUUUUUUUGGUUUCUCUUGUUCUUUCCUCUUGAUUCGCAGGUUUUGGUCCCACACUUUUCCCUGAAAUUAGAAAAAAGUUUCCUUUUUUUUCGUUCUGGGGAUAUUUGGUUCUUUCUUUGAAUUCCUCGAAUGUCGAGCUGAUUCUCGAGUGUCAAAUUAUUGAGGGUAAAUUUAAAACUUUCAUUGACGAAAGAAAGUUCAUUGAACCUUAGCUCUUACGUUGCGUCUCAAAUCUCAUUCUCACCCACAUAAAAAUAAAAAUAAAGUUUGGAUUUUUAUUCCCCGGAUUGGGUUUGUGUAAUUAAAGGAAAAGACUUUCCCCUUUACGUUUAAUUCACCAACCAUUAAGAUCGUUGAUGACGAUUCCUCUACUUUUUCAAUUCCUAGACAUCGUCGUGUUCGAUUAGUAUUGGUUACUUCAUUCUGACUUCGAACAAUGGCUGCUAAGAGAUCUAUUACAGAGUGGAGCUGUUCUAAGAUCUACUGUCUCCUUCUUCCUCUGCUCUUGUCUUUACUGAUUUGUACUCCUUCAGUCUCCUUUGCUGCUACUAACCCUGAUGAUGUUGCUGCAAUUAACGGCUUAUUCGCCGCUCUUCGUGGACCUAUUCUUCCUGGUUGGAUUGCUUCUGGUGGAGACCCAUGUGGUGAAGCUUGGCAAGGGGUUAUCUGCAAUGGUUCAGCUAUAAUAAGCAUAACUGUAAAUGCCGCGAAUUUGGAAGGAGAGCUUGGUGACAACUUAGCUAAGUUCACUUCUAUCAGGGGAAUAGACUUCAGCAACAAUCGCAUUGGAGGAAUCAUACCUUCUAAUUUGCCGGUUACAUUGCAGCAUUUUUUUCUUUCAGCUAAUCAGUUCACCGGAAGCAUCCCCGAAUCUUUAGGAACAUUGAGUUUUCUGAAUGACAUGUCUUUAAACGAUAACCUUCUCUCAGGAGAGCUACCUGAUGUGUUUCAAAACCUUGUUGGGCUGAUUAAUCUAGAUAUAUCAACUAACAAUCUAAGCGGCACAUUGCCUCCUUCAAUGGAGAGUUUAUCAACUCUUACAACAUUACGUGUUCAGAACAAUCAGCUAUCAGGAACUCUAGACGUUCUUCAAGGCCUUCCUCUUCAUGACUUAAACAUAGAGAAUAACCUCUUCUCUGGACCCAUACCGGAAAAACUCCUAGGCAUUCCGGCAUUCCUGGAAGGAAACCUGUUCAAUUCCACCACAAUUGCACCAUCAAUGUCUCCGUCUAUAUCUCCAACAAAACCAGCUCCAACGCGACCAUUUUUUGGAGUUCCACCACCUCCUGCAACUGAGAGGAAUCGAGGGAAAGCUGCUCAUGGACCUUCUGCUUCAGAAGGAUCGACCUCCAGGAAUUCAAAAGCGCAAAACAACUCUUCACAUACUAAACGGAUAGUCCUCAUACUAGAAACGGGCUCCUGUACUGCCACCACCUGUCGAUCUGAAAAAGUGCCUUUCACGAAAGCUGGAGAGGAACCAAAGGUGUUACAUGACCUUGGUAGGUUGCAGAGACCUGCACCGCCUAUAUCACGACAAGAAAGUCAAGAUAUUGACUUUUCAAUGUUGAUGCCUCCACCGCCUCCUCCUCCUCCACCACCACCACCUCCUCCUUUGGCUGAGAAGGUCACCGUUAUGCCAUUAAACUCUCCCGAAAGACCCUUCAAGAAGCCUUCCCCUAAAACACGCUUACCCUCUACUUCUGUGAAGCACUAUUCCAUUGCAUCUCUUCAACAGUACACAGAAAGCUUCUCUCAGGAAAAUCUCCUUGGCUCAGGCAUGCUCGGGAGUGUUUACAGGGCUCGGCUUCCCAAUGGAAAGCUGUUUGCUGUUAAGAAGUUGGACAAGCGGGCUUCUGAACAACAACAGGAUAAUGAAUUCAUCGAACUAGUGAACGACAUAGAUAGGAUUCGCCAUGCCAAUAUCGUGGAACUUGUGGGUUACUGUGCUGAGCACGACCAAAGACUAUUGAUCUACGAGUAUUGCAGUAACGGUACACUACAAGACGGGUUGCAUUCAGACGAUGAAUUCAAGAAGAAACUUUCGUGGAAUACACGUGUCAGAAUGGCACUUGGAGCUGCUAGAGCCCUUGAGUACUUGCAUGAGGUGUGUGAACCACCUAUCGUACACAGAAACUUCAAAUCAGCCAAUGUUCUACUCGACGAUGAUCUGAGUGUUCUUGUCUCAGAUUGUGGUUUGGCCCCAUUAAUAUCAUCAGGCUCUGUGAGUCAGUUAUCAGGACAAUUGCUAGCGGCUUACGGAUAUGGAGCUCCAGAAUUCGACUCAGGAAUCUAUACAUGGCAGAGUGAUGUAUACAGUUUUGGUGUUGUUAUGUUAGAACUCUUGACGGGUAGAAUGUCCUACGACAGGGACCGGAGUAGAGGAGAGCAGUUCUUAGUGAGGUGGGCAAUCCCACAACUUCAUGAUAUCGAUGCAUUGGGAAAAAUGGUUGAUCCAUCUCUUAACAGACAAUACCCUGCAAAGUCAUUGUCACACUUUGCUGAUAUAAUCUCCCGGUGUGUUCAGUCUGAACCAGAAUUCAGACCAUUGAUGUCUGAAGUAGUUCAAGAUCUUCUAGAUAUGAUCAGAAGAGAGCGUCAUGGUUCAGGCGAGCCUAGCGCAGACUAGUGAAUUGUAAAGAAGCAUUAUUUUUCCGGAUGAUCUCUGUGAAUUUGCGGGAACAAGAGAUGUUCAGUUCUCAGAAACAACAACAACGAAAGGGUCUAAACCAAAGACAUAAAAUGAGUCAUCAUAUCCUGAGGAGUGAGCAGGUUCUGCAGCUUAAAAGAGGUUUAUUUCAUGUGAAAUGGCUCAAGGAAAAUAUCAAUGUGCUUGCUUCCAGUCGCUGAUGAUUCGAUUGGUGGGGAGUUUCGUUAUUUUUCUUCUUCUGUGAAUCUCGGAUCAUCCUUAUUUGUAAUUGUAAUAUUUGUUUGUUGAAGACCUCUAGUAUAAAAUUGUGUGUUUACUUGAUUCUUUGAACUUGUCUGUACUUAAAAGAUCAUAGAAUUUUUUCUGUGUUGUAUUCUUUUUAGUGUGUGUUUGUGCCUGUAACAUAUUAAUCUAAAACACAAUGUAGGUCCAAUUAACUGAAUCAAACGGAUCUUACUU
This is a messenger RNA of Eutrema salsugineum, 3211 nucleotides long. RefSeq names its product protein STRUBBELIG-RECEPTOR FAMILY 3. The transcript has 18 exons. The record is from RefSeq and is a predicted model, not a curated record. Gene Ontology annotation, biological process: protein phosphorylation. Gene Ontology annotation, molecular function: protein binding; protein kinase activity; ATP binding. Bases 542 to 2731 code for a protein of 729 amino acids. Lineage: Eukaryota; Viridiplantae; Streptophyta; Magnoliopsida; Brassicales; Brassicaceae.